Molecule: messenger RNA, 607 nt
Organism: Dalotia coriaria
Lineage: Eukaryota; Metazoa; Arthropoda; Insecta; Coleoptera; Staphylinidae
Exons: 2
Coding region: 123-542 (139 amino acids)
Source: RefSeq, a predicted model, not a curated record
GCUAAGUUAAUAACUACACUUUCGUUCCUCGCUGACACACCAAUAUAUAAAUGAUGAAAAUAUAUUGAUUAGUUUAGUUUGUGCCAAGUUUUCAAUUAGGACUGCAAAAAAACAGGUUUAAAAUGAAACUAGCUGUCGUGUUGUAUCUUUUUGUCGUGUGUGGAUAUGUGGCAGCAUCAAAAGACGAAUGCUUGUUCAACAACUUCAAGGUGCUAUUCUCCCGACCUAAACAGCAAUUCGUCUAUGAUAUAAUGGACAUGACAAAAGGCAAAGACGGUUCCAAUGCUCGCAGCAAGGCGUUGCAGAUUGACGGUCAUGGAGAUAAUGUGUUAGAUGACUGGAACAAUUGCAAAAAAUGUCCGGUGGCACCAUGCCGUGCUCCAUUCCUGACCAAAAUCACAGCUGGUAGCAAUGACAUGACCAGAAUGCUCAAUGAAUUUGUCACGAUUGUUAAAAAAGAACAGGAUGAGAAAAUGUUUAAGAGAGCUAAGAAGGUAGUGGAUCAGGCUCUGGAAGACAACAAGAAGGCAUUAAAUUGUUGAUGAUUUGUAUAAUAAUGUUUCUUUUUAAAUACAUGCACUAAAUAUAGCCAAUCUUGAUUGCACAA